Pogona vitticeps (central bearded dragon) is the source of this 1804-nucleotide messenger RNA. Its product is annotated as zona pellucida sperm-binding protein 4. Gene Ontology annotation, biological process: prevention of polyspermy; binding of sperm to zona pellucida. The record is from RefSeq and is a predicted model, not a curated record. Gene Ontology annotation, cellular component: egg coat. Gene Ontology annotation, molecular function: structural constituent of egg coat; acrosin binding. NCBI's taxonomy places the organism in Eukaryota, Metazoa, Chordata, Lepidosauria, Squamata, Agamidae.
AACCCUGAGGACUAGGGGCCUGAUGAGUGUUUGUCCUGGAAAAGAAGGGAGUCAUCUUUCCCUCCAGUGUUUGGCUUCACCUUUCCAAGGGGCAUGCAGCGGUUCCUCCUUGUGAUGCUGGGGGUCCAGCUGCAGGGGUUUGGCGGCUCCUCUUCCUCCUCCUCCUCUUCCUCCCGGCCUUUUUGGGAAGCAUCUCUGCUCAGCUGUGAGGACACCGGCCUCCAUUUCCUCCUGACCCCAGAGCCCAAAGUGGUCUCGUCCAAAUCCACAGUGAGAUUGCUGGAUCCCAGAGGUGAUCCACACCUCCUGAAGAAUGACUCCACCUGCGGGACGUGGGUCGCUCCCAAUCCGGACGGGUCCAUGGUGGUGAAAGCGGCUGUGGGCGGCUGUUACGUCAAAGCCCAGGGCGGGAGCUACCGGACGACCGUCCAGAUCGAAGGCCCCGGAGCUGAUGGACGGAAGACAUCCUAUAAAGAGGAGCUGAGGUGCCCAGAACCCCUUCUCGCCCUGGACAAACCCGGCCCCAGCCUGUGUUCGGGGGUCCGGGCAGCCGACAAGCUGCUUUGCGGGUCUGGGACCGUCCCACAGGCGGAGUGCGAGGCGCUCGGAUGUUGCUACAGCCCCCGGGACCGCUUGGCCCCCUGCUACUAUGCGCACAAAGUGACCGCCCACUGCACCCCGGAUGGCCGCUUUUCCGUCGCCAUCUCCCGGAACGCGACCUUCCCACCCCUGCGCUUGGAUUCGGUGCACCUCGUGAGCAGCCAGGGACAGGCGGGUUGCCUCCCCAUUUCCAGGACCCCCAUGUUCACCUUGUUCCAGUUCCCUCUCUCGGCCUGUGGGACGACCUUCAAGGAAAUGGGAAGCCAACGUGUGUACGAGAACGAGCUACUGGCCGACAGGGAGGUCAUGAUCUCUCAGUCUGGAUCCAUCACUCGCGACAGUGAAUUUAGGCUGACGGUCCGCUGCAGCUACUCGGCGGAGGACUCUCUGCCCCUUGGUGUCCAGGUGGCCGCGCUCCCUCCUCCGGCGGCCAUCGCCCAACGAGGACCCCUUACCCUGGAGAUGAGGAUCGCUCAAGAUGAGACAUACACCUCCUAUUUUGCCGACGCCGACUACCCUGUGGUGAAAGUCCUCCGGGAGCCCGUCCACCUUGAGGUCCGUCUGCUCGGGAGGGAGGAUCCGGCCCUGGUUUUGCUCCUUCACGACUGCUGGGCCACCCCGAGCGCCAACCCCCUGCAGAAACCAGACUGGUCCCUUCUGGAGGCCGGGUGCCCGUACAGAGGAGACAACUACCAAACCCGUCGAGUGCCAGUCGGGGCGGACGUGGGCCUGCCAUUUCCUUCCCACUAUCAGCGCUUUGUCGUGAGCACCUUCACGUUCGUGGAUGAUGCCUCCCGGAGGAUGCUCACCGGGCCGGUGUACUUCCACUGCAGCGCCUCGGCCUGUGUUCCUUCCGGGCAGGAAAGCUGUCACCUUCCCUGUGAUGCCACCGCCCAGUGGAGAAGCCGAAGAUCAGCGGAGGGCUCCUCUCAGCCGGAGGAAUGGUGGACGCUCGUCACCUCCCGGGGGCCGGUGGCCUUCUUUCACCACGCUGCGGAGGGGUUGAUUCCCUCAGGGUCCGGGAUGCUCCAGGAAGGCCGGAUGCAGUGGGACGACGCCUUGUCGCUGGUUGCCGGCGUGGUUGCCCUGCUGGCCGUGGCGACAAUGGCCUCAGUGGUUCUUCAGAGGCGUUGGGGGAGAGGCGGCCCGGGAGAGGGACGGGCCCUUUCCUCCGCAUAAGGAAAUAAAACGAUGGCCAUCCCAG